This is a messenger RNA of Paramacrobiotus metropolitanus, 1115 nucleotides long. Its product is annotated as T-cell acute lymphocytic leukemia protein 1 homolog. The coding region runs from base 231 to 761 and encodes 176 amino acids. Lineage: Eukaryota; Metazoa; Tardigrada; Eutardigrada; Parachela; Macrobiotidae. The transcript has 2 exons. The record is from RefSeq and is a predicted model, not a curated record. Gene Ontology annotation, biological process: regulation of transcription by RNA polymerase II. Gene Ontology annotation, molecular function: RNA polymerase II cis-regulatory region sequence-specific DNA binding; protein dimerization activity; DNA-binding transcription factor activity, RNA polymerase II-specific.
UUAACACCCACGAGCUUUUACUUAUUAGCGGAUGACGCCAAAGUUUAUUUACAAAUUACAGUGGAAAUACAGCAGAGUGAUUUAAUUUGCUAUCAGUCUAUCAAGUUGUGCUCUGUAGUAGACAUUUUCGACAAUCAUUUGCCCGCGGCUGGCUCGAUCUACAGUAAAAUCAACUUUGCUUAUCCAAAGGUUUCCUUUUUUAUAAAUUGUUGGCGUUUCUGUACUGUAUUAUGGAAAACAAAGAUUCCGAUGCGUAUAUCGAUGAUGACGCGUUAUUUGUUAUUUCGGAAGUUGUGAUCGAUUCAGAACCCUCAGAUGAACUGGAAUCGUCGCAGACGGCCGCAUCGCCGACCACCCCGAUAAAAAAGCGACGGAAUUCAAAUGAAAGGGAAAGAUGGCGGCAUCGUAACGUCAACACCGCCUACGAGAGUCUGGGAAAAUUACUACCUGUAUAUCCUCUUAACAAAAAGUUGAAAAAGAAAGAAAUUCUUGUCAGAUCCAUCAAAUACAUCAAAGUUCUCCAGCGCGUUCUGCAGACGUUGGAUAACCACCAGAAAACGCGCAACGGUGAAAAGAUUUCGACUACUCUAAGCGACGACAUGCGUCCAAUCUACGCAGUGGACAGUGCCUGCUCACCGGCGACCUUAUCGGAUUCUUCACCGGCAGCCAGUCCUGAGGACCUUACGCAAUAUACCGGCUCCAGUAGUGAUUCAUCAGAUGAACUGGAUCAGCUACUGUUUGAUCUACAGUCCAUCUCCUAAUUGCCAUAUGCCACGUCAGGACAAGACUGACCGGCGCCUUGACCUUUGUCCAACAAUCAGCUGUUCAUCGGGUUAAUGCAUAACUGACGACAAUUUCUGAUACGAAUGUAUAUAUAUUACUCAUGGUCUUCACGACAUUUUUGACUUGUGUUUAAACCUCGCAGUGUAUGUGUGUAUGCUGUCGUUAAGCGAUGCAGAUCUAAUCGGGUAUAGUGUUUCUUGACACAUGCACAGACAUUAAACUUUGAUACUUUCGCCACGCGUCGUCCCUGGCUGGAAGCGCUGCGUCGCCGGCCACGCUGGGUUUGUUUAUGUUGAAUAGUUCCAUGCUUUAGGUAUCUGAUCGGCUAUUAG